Ambispora gerdemannii is the source of this 3069-nucleotide messenger RNA. NCBI's taxonomy places the organism in Eukaryota, Fungi, Glomeromycota, Glomeromycetes, Archaeosporales, Ambisporaceae. The record is from the annotation of a GenBank genome assembly.
AUGAGCCAUGACCAUCAGUCAUUCAAAGUUGGACAUUCGAAUGUUGAGCCUGACCUAGCUCAGACUUCAUCACCUUCGACGCCUGUUUCCACAGAACUAGAUCCUAGGGAUUAUCCAUUAUCUGAUACGCCUACUCCCCCCGCUUUAAAGCGUUUCUGCUUUGACCUUAAUGGUCAGCCAACCUAUUUUCGGGAAAAUGAAGAUUCAGAAGAAGCAAUAGUUAAACUUCAAGAAGCUUUGUACAAUAUGCGAGCAUCUGGACCUACUUCAAAAUCAACAAUUUUGACAAUUCAAGCUCCCAAUUCAUUAACGUCAUCUGAUACAACUCAAACUAUUUCAAGUCCUUCAGAGAGAAAAAUUAGUGGGAUUGUUCCACGUAAAAGGCCUGCUUCACCUGUUGAAAUAUCAUCUGAUGCAAGUCUUUCUAAUAUUAGUCAACAACAACAGUUGAAUUCUCCUUCAUAUGGAUCGAAAUCUACAACCACAAAAGCUCAUAAAUCAUUAUCACCACCUCAUAAAAAAGUUCGAGCAAAAUUUUCUAAAGUGAUGCAAGAUGAAGAAAGCGAGCUGGACUCGGCUAUUAGAACAAAUACACAAUCGAGUAAUAAUCUUCCGGUUGAAUCUCCUACGCCGUCUUCAUCUUCCAUCACUCUACCAUCAAUUUCAUCAUCUUCCACUAGCACCAUUACUAGACAUUAUAAUAAUACAAUUAGUACUUCCAAUCUUGGAAUUGACACUCCUUCUACCACAAGAAGCACUCAUUCAUCAGCCUUACCCUCGCCAUCACUUUCUCCGAUUACCGGAGAUGAUUCUUCCAAUAGCACUAAUCAAUUUGAUAAUUUCUUAUAUGAACCUUCGAUUGGAAAUAGUGACGAUGCAAUGAUUGAAGACGGGACACCUAAUUCACUGCAUAUUACACAAAAUUGGACCCAGGAAGAAUCGCAAGGUGGAUCAAAUGGAACACACAUUCCAAGUCUAUUGGAUUUGCCCACAAUGUUAUCCACUUUUGAUGCGUUACCAUCUUCAAUGCAAUCAUACAUGCUAUUUCAUCUUUUAAGGCGUUGUCCUACAAAUACUCUUCAAUAUGUCAGCAAUAUAAUUUUACCUGCGUUAAGGAGAGAUUUUCUAGGCAUGCUUCCGUUUGAACUUAGUUUGCAGAUUGUUAGAUAUUUGGAUGCGCCAAGCAUGUGCAAGGCGGCGCAAGUAAGUAAGAGAUGGCGGACCGUAAUUGAUAGUGAUGGGUACACGUGGAGGCGUCGUCUUGAAGCAGAUGGAUUUGGUAUAGAUGAAGGAGAGGAAUCUCUUGCAAUAUUAGAAAAUUGGGGAACUUUACUACCUUCAAUGAAAUCUACAACUAGUAAUAAUAGGGACAACAAACUAAACUGCAAUAUCGCUGUUAAAGAAGAGAGUGGUGCUUCUUCUUCGGAAGAACGAACUGUAAUAGAGAACGACGAAGAUCCUGGAGAUAUGAGAAUUGAAGGGGCUAUAGAACAAGAAGAAAUUGUCGUAAAAAUUGAAAAUCCAUCCCAGAAUUCCAAAAAAUCUCGGAACAGUUAUGAUGAAAUGUCACUUGACAUCGAAGAGAAAGAAGAAAAUAAUUACACUCAAGACUCAUCGUCAUCGUAUUCCUUCACUCAAACGAAAAACCAAGCAGCAAACAGCAAUAAUUCAACACCUUACAGUAAUAUCAGACGUUAUGUAACACCUCAAAAAUCAGACAAAGGAAAAGGUCGAUCGGAACGGAGCAGUGAUCGACCGGAAAUGUCUGAAGAAGCUCUUCCUUUGCCACCUUCCGCCGAGCAUCCUUAUAAAGCUAUAUAUCGACGUCAUUAUCUCAUUCGGCAGAAUUGGAUUCAUGGUCGAUCCACUCAUAUUUCGUUCCCUGGACAUGGACCAAAUGUAGUGACUUGUCUUCAAUUCGAUUCCGAUAAGAUUAUCAGUGGAUCUGACGACCAAUGUAUCAAUGUCUAUGACACUAAAACUGGCACACUAAGAAAAAGAUUAGAAGGCCAUGAUGGUGGAGUUUGGGCUCUACAAUACGUUGAUAAUACUUUAGUUUCUGGAUCAACUGAUCGAACUGUCCGUGUCUGGGAUAUUGAAAGAGGUGUAUGCACACAUGUUUUCCCAGGACAUACAAGUACAGUUCGAUGCUUACAAAUCAUUCUGCCAAAGAAUGUAAACAUAAAUCCCAAUGAAUCACCAAUAGUGGAACCUCCAAUUCCGUUAAUUGUAACUGGAUCACGAGAUUCCACAUUAAGAGUUUGGCGUCUGCCGAAUUCAGCAACUGAUCCAAGCUUCACUCCAAAUAUUCCUUUAUCGCCGUCUGAUAAUGUAACUGAAAAUCCUUAUUUCGUACGUGCACUACAAGGUCAUACGCAUUCUGUACGUGCACUGGCAGGUGUUGGCAAUACUUUAAUAAGUGGUAGUUAUGAUUGCACAGUCAGAGUAUGGAACAUUAUGACAGGCGAAUGCUAUUGGCGUUUGCAUGGACACACACAAAAAGUUUAUUCUGUUGUAUUGGAUGCUAAACGAAAGAGAUGUAUGAGUGGAAGUAUGGAUGGCACGGUAAAGGUUUGGAGCCUGGAGGAUGGAACUUGCGUCUGGACUCUAGAAGGCCAUUCUUCCUUGGUUGGUCUUCUUGAUCUAUCACAUGAUUUCCUCGUUUCAGCAGCAGCAGAUUCUAGUCUUCGCAUAUGGAACCCAAAUGAUGGCACAUGUCGACACGUAUUAACUGCACACACAGGAGCCAUCACUUGUUUCCAACAUGAUGACCAGAAAGUAAUUUCUGGAUCAGAUGGCACUCUUAAAAUGUGGGAUGUGAAAACCGGUAAACCUAUUCGUGAUUUAUUGACAGGUUUAAGCGGCGUAUGGCAAGUCAGAUUUGAUGAACGAAGAUGUGUUGCUGCGGUUCAACGAAGCAACGUAACUUGGUUUGAAGUAUUAGAUUUCGGAGUAGAAGGAAUUGAAGGACGAGAUGAAAAUGACUUGGGCGAAAAUAAUGAUAAUGGUGAAGUUAGUGAAUAUCAAAGGACUAUACUGGGUCUAAAUGAUUCAUUUGACGAUGCAUGA